This is a messenger RNA of Clupea harengus (Atlantic herring), 2435 nucleotides long. It is a transcript of the gene gorasp1b, whose product is annotated as golgi reassembly stacking protein 1b. Lineage: Eukaryota; Metazoa; Chordata; Actinopteri; Clupeiformes; Clupeidae. Gene Ontology annotation, molecular function: protein binding. Gene Ontology annotation, cellular component: Golgi apparatus. Gene Ontology annotation, biological process: Golgi organization. The record is from RefSeq and is a predicted model, not a curated record.
CUGAUCAAUCAGGUGUAGUGCAGGCUAGGUUACUGAGGCGACAGGGUAACUUACAUUGUGAGUUAUUCGUAUGCCUACUUAACUUCCUUUGCGUCAGUUUUGCUCUAACAGGCUAUUUCACCAGACUUAACGAAUAGUGCUGAUGAUUUGUCUGGUGAUUCAGAGAUGGGGUUGACACAAAGUUUCAAUGUGGAAGGGGGAACCGGCGGUUAUCAUGUUCAUGGGAUUCAAGAGAAUUCGCCUGCACAAAUAGCAGGAUUACAACCCUUUUUCGAUUUCAUUUUAUCAAUUGGAAACACUCGUCUGGACAAGGAGAAUGACACACUCAAAGACCUGCUCAAAGCCAAUGUGGAGAAACCAGUCAAACUGGAGGUCUAUAGCUCAAAAGCCUUGAGGAUUCGAGAGCUGGAAGUGGUUCCCAGUAACAUGUGGGGCGGCCAAGGCCUUUUGGGUGCCAGUGUCAGAUUCUGCAGUUACCAAGGAGCCAAUGAGAAUGUCUGGCAUGUCUUGGAUGUAGAACCAAAUUCUCCAGCAGCUCUUGCUGGGUUACAAGCACACCUGGACUACAUAGUGGGAGCAGACCAGGUGCUACAAGAUUCUGAGAACUUCUUUUCCAUGAUUGAGUCCUGCGAGGGGAAGCCCCUGAAGCUCCUCGUGUACAACAGUCAGACGGACGAGUGCAGGGAGGUGGUGGUCACCCCCAAUGGUGCCUGGGGUGGAGAAGGCAGCCUAGGUUGUGGAAUCGGAUAUGGCUACCUACAUCGCAUACCGUCACAGCCAGCUUUACAAGACAUAUAUGAGGGGGAUCUUUCUGACAAAGAUACAAAUAGGGAGGUUGGUUUGGACCAGAUGGAUCAUGACAAAGGAUCUUUGGAGAGUGUGGAGAUCUCAAUCCAGUGUUCCCCAGUACCAACACUACCUCCAUCUACUCUGUCUGAUACAGAUCAAGACACAUCUGAUCUCUCUGGGACCGUGGACACAGAAUUGUCUGAGUGCAGGAAUGCGUCCACAUCAUCUGCCAACAACCACAGCCCAUAUCAGGGGGUAGGAAAUGAGAGUUCUCUUGGUGAGGAAAAUGAGACCCAGACCGUCAUGGAGGCCCUAUUUGUGAAUGAACUUGCCGAAGACGCCUCAGGUUUGGCGCCCCCUAGUGAUGACAAUAUGAAGUGCGCUUUGCCAGAGCUUAUGUUUCAAGCGCGAUCAGAGCAGUUAUCCAUUACAAAUGCACCUCUCCAAAGCAGUCUAUGUUCUGAGGUGUUUGAGGUACCUGCAGAUGAGUAUGUGCGUUAGUAAGGUGUCUUGACAAAUAAGAAAGGACUUAAAGAACAGGGAAAAGAGUGCAGGAAAGAAAAGUGAAUUUGUGGCACCACACACUGACAACUGGUUAAGAGGUAAUGAUCUAAUGUACCAAGUUUGAUCUGAAUUGGGAUUAUCUGAAAAUGUUUUGUCAAGAACACUUACUUGCAGAACAUGAAGAUCAAAAAAUUAAGUAAAAGCUUCUUUGUUGUCGUACAGGUGUUUAAGUAACAUUUACCAUACCUAAUAUAGAUUUAGUGCAAAUAUAAGUGUAUGCUCUCAGUUAUGUUUGAAAUGAAAUCAACUAUUUCAUUAGCCUUGUGCAAAAAAAAAGUUUUGACCUGCUGACUAUUGUUAUUUGAAGUGGUUUAGUGAACGGUGCAUAACAGUAGUUUAUGCCCAUACAAUGUAUAUUGAUGCCACAAAACAGAACGCAAUAUAUAUGCGUAGUGUUGCACAAAGUGCUUAAUUAUUGUAUUUAAAAUUUAAAAUACUUGAAACGUUUUGCCUUUGCUCUAGUUUGAGCCAAACUUGUACAAUGUAAGUUAUAUUACAUUAUGCUGCGCAGUAUUUCUUUGCACAAUAUGUAUGCACAUGGUAUAGUCAUGACAGUGAAGUGUUUAACCUACUGUUUAAUCUACUGUGAAAUGAAUCCAAACUUUCUGAAACUUAAUCAAAUCAUAUAACACUGCAUCUCUACAACUGAAACUGCUGCCCUUCAUAAUGCAUCAUAGUAUACCCACAAACACAAACAUCUUUCCCCCCAGUCAAGAUAUGAGACACAGAGCUGCUGGGUUGUUUUAUGUUCAUUUCCCCUUGGUCCCUCAUAAUGUAAUCAUGGUUGUGGCAAUCUUGUUUUAAAUACGUCAGCAGCACCCAAGCAACUCUUCUAUUGGACCCAGUUGUAGUAUGGCAGUGUUACUUUAUUCAUAAAUGCCAUGAAACUCCCCAGACCUGACAAUUCAUUAUUCAUCCCUGUCUUAUUGUUUUGUGUACAUGUGUACACGGUCACAAAUAUACAAGGACAGGUUUUUACCGAAUACCUGUUUAUAUCUUAAAACAUGUAGCAAGGAAAUGGAACACCGAAACUCAAUUUCCAAUAAAGUUCUCACUCCACGAAGAGUGCGAUGUUGAAUGUA